Molecule: messenger RNA, 189 nt
Organism: Phytophthora nicotianae INRA-310
Lineage: Eukaryota; Oomycota; Peronosporomycetes; Peronosporales; Peronosporaceae
Exons: 1
Coding region: 1-189 (62 amino acids)
Source: RefSeq, a predicted model, not a curated record
AUGGCCAAAAGUGAUUUUGUCCAAGGCGCGAAGUUGAAGGCGAUGAUCCAAGAGCAAGCUCUGGACGAUGCUAGCAGCGAUUCGUUAGCAAACCUAUUCCAGGAAGUGAUGGGAAAGAAUCGUGAAUACGACUACGAUCAAAUCACUCAAAAGCUGACGAAAAAGGCGCCUAAAGUGAUCAAAAGUUAA